Molecule: messenger RNA, 1411 nt
Organism: Marchantia polymorpha subsp. ruderalis
Lineage: Eukaryota; Viridiplantae; Streptophyta; Marchantiopsida; Marchantiales; Marchantiaceae
Source: the annotation of a GenBank genome assembly
GCUAGUUGUACCCCACAAACCUUGACCUCAACCAGGUCAAGACAUGCUGCUGCUGUUCGUAGUUGAUGGGGAACCACGUGCAGUUGCAAUUGCUUCGACCGACGUCUGCCUUUGCAUUUUGCGCGGAGGUCGCAAGAAGCAAGUUCAUGCUCGAAUGUUCGGCACCAGAGAAUCGGAGGAGCAUGAGCCCGUUUGAGGCCAGAGCGUUCUCAAGCAUGUGGUGCCGGUGGUGCUCAUCGGCAGCUCGAAUCGCCGGCAGUCAUGAUGCAGAGCUCGCGUGUACAUGAGAGCAGUCUCUCUUCCGAAUGGAGUCAGACAGACGUUCGAGACAGUGUCGUAGAUGAUUGCAACUUGAGACUAGCUCAAAACUGUGUUCACUCUAGGCUCUGUCGAGUGUCAGGCUUGUGUGUUGCUGUGUGGUGACUGGUCAUAUGCAUACCGUGACGACUUCGUAGACUAGAUUUUGAAUUAAUGAAUCUGCCACACUUUUCUAGCAGAUGUUCUGCUUUUUCCUGUUCAUAAUAGCUUACUGUAAAAGUAUUGUUUAAAUUAGUUAAGUAAACUUAGAUCUACGGUAACUCGAGCACCCUAUUCAAACAUGACAGGAGACUGCGCUGUCGGGUAUUCUGCAUGCUGCUCGUCAGGAGCAACAUGUCUUGUAGAUGUCGCAGGUUCAGUCAGACACUUCCAUUAGUUUUAGACUUAUUGCAGUUCCUGAGCAAGUCCUGCACGAAAGAUAUCAUUCUCUUACACUUCCUACUUCUGCCUGUAAAUGGCCUUCAUACACAGCUGACGUAUGGAAGCCUAGCGUAGCGUCGAAGACCACGAACCUAUGCUUGUUGCUUUUGUCGAGAACUGGAACGUGGGAGGCAAGAGAAGACCAAGAAUUGCAGGCUGCUAGCUCGCAAAUCAUUGGUGACAAAAUGAUUAGAACACGGUGGUGUAUAUGGAGACGAAUCAAGCUGUAUAUCGCCCGAAUAAAAGCGAGAGUAAGAGGCUUGUCGCUAUAUCUCGUAAGUGGCGUCAGCGAAUUUUUUGUUCACGUCUGCCAACGCGACAUUGAACACUGGUUCUGCUCAUAGCUACCUGUCGCCUUGUAUCGACAUUUUAAAGUCUUCCAGCCAGAUAAGUCCUGUUUUGUUUCUUGAUUUUACAUGGAGUAAUGGUGCAAUAUCGGAAUGUUCCUCGGUAACCAAUAAUCAUACUUAUCUCUGGUUGCCCUGUAAAAAACCAACAGAGAAUGUUAGGAAGUGAGAAAAAGGCAAAGCAGCACGCGGAGAAUGACAUGGCUUAAAAGUUGAUACUGUAACCUUCUAUAUCACGAAAAUGAGAAAAUAACAUUAAGGACGAAAAAAGAGGAUUAGAUUUUUUUCGCAGUAACAGUCUGCAAAAUAUGCAGAGUGGUUCCUGU